CCUGUACCAGAGCAAGCCCUGGAAAUACUGAAACGGCUUUUAUAGGGCUUCUAAGGGAAAGUACAGGAUGACAGGUUGUCGGUCAAACUGAGCAAUCUGACUCUUCUAGAACCAUGGAUCUCAAACUGAGGUACAAGUGUGACUACUUUUACUUUGGCAGCCUUGACAGGUACUGAGGAGAAAUUUUGCUGCUACCAUUUACGAUGUAAACAGAGUAAAGAUUCCACUGUAAGUUGAACCAUAAUGUAAAUGCUAAUAAGCAAAAGAGAUUCAUUUUUCAAGCAUACUGACCUUUGGAACAGUGCAAGUGCAGAGUAAAACAUUUUAAUCACUGGGAGUGGACGACUGUGAACCAGGAAGCAUGUUGCUGCUAUAUUAGACUUUGAGAUCUGAAUUGGGGAAAAGGAAAUAUUUUCUCAGAGUUCAGAUUUUUGACAAAAUUUCACAAUGUAGUGAAUAGAAACAUGUAUUUUGUUCUUUUUUAUAUAUAUAUAUAAUGAAACACAACAAAAUGGAAACAAUAAAUGUAAAUUGGCUGUUUCAGCAUCAAAAGAAGCUCCAGGACCUGACAAUGUCCUGACCUGAAGAAAACUGGGAAUCUGUUGAAAAAUAACAUUCACAGACACCAUUUUGAAAAGGAAAAGAAGCAGCAGACUCUUAUAGUUCGCCCAAGAGGCUUGCAGCUGUAAUUCCAGUGAAAGGUGGUAAAAACAAUGUAUUGCUAAAAUGGCUAUUUACAAAAACACGCCCCUGUUUUGUGUGUCCUGUCUUAAAGCUAGACGCGAGAGACGGAUGAUUGCACAGCCGGAAGAUGAUGGAAGACGAUAACAAUAAGAGACUGAGUAGGAUAACUACAACUUAUCUUGAUGGGAAAUUUGGUACGGAUGUCAAGUUCAGUACAAUAUCCAAACAUGACCCACAGCUGCGACCUGCAAUGCCUCGGCCCCAUGACCUUCCAUCCUAAGACUGUGGGACACAAGAUCCGUCUGAGCGAGGGCGGUCGGCGUGCCCAGAGAGCUGAAGACACUUUCAAAGGUGGUGUGGUUUUCACCAGCCGGCCUGUGAGGACCCACGAGAAGAUCCGGGUGCUGGUGGAGAAGCACAUGUUACACUGGCAAGGAGCCAUGCGUGUGGGCUUCACCAACGUUCCUCCAUUACCCAGAUCUUUGCCUCUGCCCCCGUUUUCUAUGCCCAACCUCACCCAAACCUCGGGCCACUGGGCUGCUCCUGUGCAUGAGUCCUACUGUCAGGAAGGUUCAGUGCUGGAAUUCUGGGUCUCUGAUGAUGGAUACAUAUAUUAUAAGAACAAUGGCAAUAAACAAAAGCUACCAGUGGAUGUGGACGUCAGAAAGCCUCUCUGGGCCAUGAUUGAUGUCUACGGUCAGACGUGCUCCAUCUUCCUUCUAGGCUCAGAGAAAAAGGAUUUGCUUUUCAAAAGAACAUCUUGUCCUGCACUUGAACCUCUGAUCAGACGACCCUCCAGUCUCAAACCUGAUUCUACGACACAUAGGGAAAAAUCUGAUGACUGUAUCUCCUGCCGAACCAAAGAAAUCCCAGCAGACAACCGCUGUGUGGUGUGUAUGACGCGAGAGGCUGACAUCACGCUGCCCUGUGCUCACCGCUGUCUCUGCCUCGGCUGCACCUCCAGAGUCCUGGUGCAGUUUGGCACCUGUCCACUGUGUCGAGUGAAGAUUGACACUGGAGUGACGUUUAAAGGCAGCAUGAUCUCCAAAACUGGACACAGCUAGCAUCAAACUGAAACUACUGUAAGACUGUAUUUUGACUGCAACCAAGAAAACAUUAUGAACUUCACCUUUUGACUGAGGAGUAGCCAAGUUCAAGAGAACAGAACAUAUGAAGAUGCAAAAAAAAAAA
Molecule: messenger RNA, 1875 nt
Organism: Xiphophorus couchianus (Monterrey platyfish)
Lineage: Eukaryota; Metazoa; Chordata; Actinopteri; Cyprinodontiformes; Poeciliidae
Product: E3 ubiquitin-protein ligase NEURL3-like
Exons: 4
Coding region: 867-1748 (293 amino acids)
Biological process (GO): ubiquitin-dependent endocytosis
Cellular component (GO): early endosome
Molecular function (GO): ubiquitin protein ligase activity
Source: RefSeq, a predicted model, not a curated record